AUGUGGGGAAGAAGAUCCAUAGCGGCGACAAGGCGCGCCGGCAUUGCCAUUGCAGUGCGGCCAAAGCCCUUCCGCCCCUCCCCCUCCUUCCUUUCCUCUCUCUCAACUUCUUCAAAUUCUUCCUCCCCUCGUGUGCGUCCUCGAUUAAACCUGAAACCUGCGUCCAGGCUUAAUCUUAUAUCUACUCGUUAUUGCUCCGCUGAGGCUCGCAUGAUGGCCUCUGCUGAUCGAGACAUCUUGCCCGAUGUGGCUAAACCGAUCAACUACCAUGUUUCGCUCUUCGACUUGCAGCUUGGUGGCUCAUGGGGCUACAAGGGUCUGUUGAAGAUCGAUACUAAGAUCACUCGUGCUACAAAUGAAAUUGUUUUGAACGCCAAGGAGAUUGAGGUUCAGGAUGCUGUGGUAUUCGGGAAGGAUGGCUCCGAAUUGGCAAAGACCUCCGAGAUCACCUACGAUAAAACAUCCGAGCGUGUGUCCUUGAAGUUCUCGCAGGAAGUUGCCCCUUCUGAUGUUGUUUUGUCGAUCAACUUUACCGGUACUAUGAACAAUGCCAUGUCGGGUUUCUACCGAUCUAAGUAUACGCCUGUUGGAGAACCUGGUGCCGACACACCCAAGGAUGGUGACUCUUACUACAUGCUGAGCACUCAAUUCGAGUCCUGUGAUGCCAGGAGGGCCUUCCCUUGCUUUGACGAGCCGAACCUCAAGGCUACCUUUGAUUUUGAAGUCGAGAUCCCGAAGGGCCAGACUGCUCUUAGCAACAUGCCUGUUCUUGCUGAGAGAGAAGGCAGCCACUCUGGGCUCAAAUUUGUCACUUUUGAGAAAACACCCGUGAUGAGCACUUACCUGCUCGCUUGGGCUAUUGGUGAUUUUGAAUACGUUGAGGCCAUGACACAGCGCAAGUACCAGGGCAAGAGCAUUCCUGUCCGUGUCUACACCACUCGAGGCCUCAAGGAGCAGGCUCGCUAUGCGCUGGAAUGUGCCCACCAGACAGUUGACUACUUCUCAGAGAUCUUUGAAAUUGAAUAUCCUUUGCCCAAGGCUGAUCUGUUGGCCGUCCAUGAGUUUGCCAUGGGAGCCAUGGAAAACUGGGGAUUGGUUACAUACCGUACCACUGCUGUCCUUUUCGAUGAAGGCAAAUCCGACAAUCGCUAUAAGAACCGCAUUGCCUACGUCGUUGCUCACGAACUGGCGCAUCAGUGGUUCGGUAACCUCGUCACCAUGGACUGGUGGAACGAGCUUUGGCUCAAUGAGGGCUUCGCAACCUGGGUUGGUUGGCUCGCCGUUGAUCACUUCCACCCAGAUUGGAACAUCUGGUCUCAGUUUGUCGCUGAGGGUGUGCAACAAGCAUUUCAUCUUGACUCGCUCCGUGCGUCUCACCCUAUCGAGGUGCCGGUCCGAAACGCUUUGGAGGUGGAUCAGAUUUUCGACCACAUUAGCUAUCUGAAGGGAAGUUCCGUCAUUCGCAUGCUGAGUGUUCACCUUGGCCGUGAGACAUUCCUUCGUGGUGUCGCUGAUUACCUCAAGUCCCACGCAUACGGUAAUGCAACCACCAAUGACCUUUGGUCUGCUUUGAGUAAGGCCUCUGGCCAAGAUGUCCAUGCGUUCAUGGACCCAUGGAUCCGCAAGAUUGGAUUCCCCGUCGUUACUGUGGCCGAAGAACCUGGUCAAAUCAGCAUUCAGCAGAACCGUUUCUUGUCCACUGGGGAUGCGAAGCCAGAGGAGGAUGAGACCACUUGGUGGAUUCCUCUGGGCAUUAAGUCUGGUGAGAAUCUGGCUUCUGUAGACACUCGCGCUCUCACUCAGAAGUCCGACAACGUGUCGGGCGUUGGCGAGGACGGUUUCUACAAGAUCAACAAGGAUCUGGCUGGUUUCUACAGAACUAACUACCCUCCUGCUCGUCUGGAGAAGCUUGGUAAAUCUCUUGCUCUGCUGAGCACCGAGGAUAAGAUUGGCUUGCUGGGAGAUGCUGCUGCUCUUGCCGUCUCCGGUGAAGGCACCACUCCCGCUUUGCUGGCUCUUCUCGAAGGAUUCAAGGGAGAGGAAGACUAUCUUGUCUGGUCCCAGGUUUCUUCAACAUUGGGCAACCUACGUUCUGUGUUCUCUCAAAAUGAAGCCGUCGCUGACGGACUGAAGAAGUUCACUAAGCAGUUGGUUGCGCCAGCUGCGGAACAAAUUGGCUGGGAGUUCAAGGCCAAUGAUGAUUACCUCACUGUUCAGCUCCGUAAGCUCCUGAUUGCUAUGGCUGGCGGUUCUGGUCAUGAAAGCAUUGUUGCGGAGGCAAAGCGACGAUUUGAUCUGUGGGCGACUGGCCAAGACAAGAGCGCCGUUCACACCAAUCUCCGAUCAGCUAUUUUCACCCUCAACGUAUCGGAGGGUGGCCGCAAGGAGUAUGAAGCCGUCAAGGAGGAGUACCUGCGUACCGACUCUGUGGAUGGAAAGGAGAUUUGUCUGGCUGCCAUGGGACGCACCAAGGAUGCGGCUCUUGUGAAGGAUUACCUUGACUUUGUCUUCUCCGACAAGGUGGCUAUCCAGGACAUGCACAGUGGUGCAGUCGCUCUGGCCGCUAACUCCAAGGUUCGACACCUCCUGUGGGAGUACAUUCAGUCCAACUGGACAUUCGUCGAAUCCCGACUGUCUUCCAACAAUGUCGUUUUCGAGCGAUUUGUCCGCAUGGGACUGUCCAAAUUCGCCGAUCACCGUAUUGGUGACGAGAUUGCGGCUUUCUUCCAGACCAAGAAGACUGGAGCUUAUGAGCGUGCGCUUGUCAUCAUCUCGGACAAUAUCCGGACUAAUGCAUCCUACAAGGAACGGGACGAGGCAUUGGUACUGGAAUGGCUCCGGGCCCAUGGCUACGCGUAA
Molecule: messenger RNA, 2859 nt
Organism: Penicillium malachiteum
Lineage: Eukaryota; Fungi; Ascomycota; Eurotiomycetes; Eurotiales; Aspergillaceae
Product: M1 family metallopeptidase
Exons: 12
Coding region: 1-2859 (952 amino acids)
Biological process (GO): peptide catabolic process; proteolysis
Cellular component (GO): cytoplasm
Molecular function (GO): zinc ion binding; metalloaminopeptidase activity; peptide binding
Source: RefSeq, a predicted model, not a curated record